Exophiala bonariae is the source of this 621-nucleotide messenger RNA. RefSeq lists its product as uncharacterized. Gene Ontology annotation, molecular function: oxidoreductase activity, acting on NAD(P)H, oxygen as acceptor. The record is from RefSeq and is a predicted model, not a curated record. The transcript has 4 exons. Gene Ontology annotation, cellular component: intracellular anatomical structure. The coding region runs from base 1 to 621 and encodes 206 amino acids. Lineage: Eukaryota; Fungi; Ascomycota; Eurotiomycetes; Chaetothyriales; Herpotrichiellaceae.
AUGGCUAUUCAAUGCGAUGUCGCAAACCAUGAGAAUGUCAGGGCGAUGUUUGAAAAGGCGACCAAAGCUUUCGGCACAAUCGAUGUUGUUAUCCACUCUGCCGGAGUGCUAGGCCCGGUGUCAAAUAUUGGCGAUGCUCCGGUUGAAGAGUGGUGGAGUGCAUUUGAAAUAAAUGCCAAAGGUGCAUUCGUGGUUGCCCGCGAGCUCGUCAGGCAUAACCAAAGCGCGACCUUCGUCAACACGGGCACAGCGGCCUCAUUCUUCGCGAAUCCAGGACAAUCUGCAUACACAAUGUCCAAGUUGGCAACCAAUAUGUUACUCGAACAGCUCAACGCAGAAUACCCUAAAUUGCGAGUCUUCAAUGUCCACCCAGGAAUGGCGAAAAGUAGCGUUCUACGAAAGGAGCUAGAAAUAUACGCCAGAGACACCCCCGAGUUGUUCGGAUCGACAACAGUCUGGCUGGCCGACCAGGAGGCUGAUUUCUUACGCGGUCGCUUUAUGGUAGUGAAUUGGGAUGUUGACGAGCUCAUAAAGCAUCAGCAAGAGAUUUGGGAUGAAGGACUUCUGAAAAGUCAGCCCUUCAAAGGAAACAUUGGAGAAGGGGGGCACUUUCGAUUGUGA